AUGUUUAGAAACGCGAAAAAAGAUGCACAGAAGGCGGAGGAGUACGCGAAGGAAGGGGAUUAUGGCUCCAUUUUCUCGGUCUCUGGACCUGUCGUGGUGGCUGAAAACAUGAUAGGAUGUGCCAUGUAUGAGCUGGUCCGAGUCGGUCACGAUUCGUUGGUUGGAGAAGUCAUUCGAAUUGAGGCAGACAAAGCUACUAUUCAGGUUUAUGAAGAAACAGCUGGUGUGACUGUGGGUGAUCCAGUUUUGCGAACCGGGAAGCCUCUUUCAGUCGAGCUUGGCCCAGGGUUGAUGGAGACUAUUUACGAUGGAAUCCAACGCCCUCUCAAGACCAUCAACGAGAUUUCGAACAGUAUUUACAUUCCCCGCGGUAUCGCGACCCCCGCACUUGAUGUAAGAAGAAGCUGGGAUUUUACCCCUGCGAAGCUUAAGGUCGGAGAUCACAUUACCGGCGGAGACAUAUUCGGUAGCGUUUAUGAGAAUUCGCUUUUAGAUGACCAUAAAAUUAUGUUACCUCCUCGUGCUAGGGGAACUAUCACUCACAUUGCCGAGAAAGGAUCCUACACUUUGGAAGACAAGGUUUUAGAGGUUGAAUUUGAGGGGAAAACACAAAGCUUCACCAUGAUGCAUACAUGGCCUGUCCGUGUUCCUAGACCUGUUACUGAGAGACUUUCAGCGGACUAUCCGCUAUUGACUGGACAGAGGGUGUUGGAUGCCUUGUUCCCUUGUGUGCAAGGUGGUACCACUGCUAUACCAGGCGCUUUCGGAUGUGGAAAGACUGUCAUUUCUCAAGCAUUGUCUAAGUUCUCUAAUUCCGACUGUAUCAUUUACGUUGGAUGCGGUGAACGUGGUAACGAAAUGGCCGAAGUGUUGAUGGAUUUCCCAGAGCUUUCUAUCGAAAUCAACGGACGUAAAGAGCCUAUCAUGAAACGUACUACCCUAGUCGCAAACACCUCCAAUAUGCCCGUAGCAGCCCGUGAAGCCUCUAUCUACACUGGUAUCACACUUGCCGAGUAUUUCCGUGACCAAGGCAAAGACGUUGCUAUGAUGGCCGAUUCCUCUUCCCGUUGGGCUGAGGCUCUUCGUGAAAUCUCUGGGCGUUUGGGUGAGAUGCCUGCCGAUCAAGGAUUUCCGGCCUACCUUGGUGCCAAGCUCGCCAGUUUCUACGAGCGUGCGGGUAAGGUGACAGCUCUUGGUAGCCCCGGGCGAGUUGGAAGUGUCAGUAUCGUUGGUGCUGUGUCGCCGCCUGGUGGUGAUUUUGCUGAUCCUGUUACUUCUUCUACUUUGGGUAUUGUACAGGUGUUUUGGGGUCUUGACAAGAAAUUGGCUCAACGAAAGCAUUUCCCCAGUAUCAACACAUCUCUUAGUUACAGCAAGUACACCAAUGUGUUGGAUAAAUAUUAUUCAAAGAACUACCCUGAAUUCCCUGUGCUUCGUGAUCGCAUCAAGCAACUUCUUUCCGACAGCGAAGACCUUGACCAGGUCGUACAGCUUGUUGGUAAAUCUGCGCUGUCAGACCCCGACAAGAUUACGCUGGAUGUUAGCUCUUUGAUCAAAGAAGAUUUCCUUCAACAGAAUGGGUACUCCAAGCACGACCAGUACUGUCCUGUAUGGAAGACUCUGUGGAUGAUGAAAGCUAUGAUGGCGUUUUAUGAUGAGUCUCAGAAGGCUGUUCAGGCUGGUGUCCAAUGGAGUAAGAUCCGUGAGGCCACUGCAGAUGUGCAGCAUCAGCUUAGAUCAAUGAAGUUCGAGAUCCCAGAUGAUGGUGAAAAGGCGAUCACUGAGCGCUAUGAGAAGCUUUAUAACGACAUGAUGGAGAAGUUUGCUAGCGUUGCUGAUGAAUAG
Molecule: messenger RNA, 1845 nt
Organism: Morchella importuna
Lineage: Eukaryota; Fungi; Ascomycota; Pezizomycetes; Pezizales; Morchellaceae
Exons: 10
Coding region: 1-1845 (614 amino acids)
Biological process (GO): proton transmembrane transport; ATP metabolic process
Cellular component (GO): proton-transporting V-type ATPase, V1 domain; fungal-type vacuole membrane
Molecular function (GO): ATP binding; ATP hydrolysis activity; proton-transporting ATPase activity, rotational mechanism
Source: RefSeq, a predicted model, not a curated record